Messenger RNA from Heterobasidion irregulare TC 32-1, 1172 nucleotides. RefSeq lists its product as uncharacterized. The coding region runs from base 26 to 952 and encodes 308 amino acids. Gene Ontology annotation, biological process: transcription elongation by RNA polymerase II. NCBI's taxonomy places the organism in Eukaryota, Fungi, Basidiomycota, Agaricomycetes, Russulales, Bondarzewiaceae. Gene Ontology annotation, cellular component: nucleus; elongin complex. The transcript has 7 exons. The record is from RefSeq and is a predicted model, not a curated record.
CUCUCCUGUACCACAUCGUACAAGUAUGUCUUCCGAUGCAGAUAUGGGCGAUACAUCAGCCAGAAAAAUCCCUACACUCGUCCAAUACUGUCAAAGGGUGGCUGCAAGUCAUGUCAACGAAAUUGAGAGCUUGGGUGAAGAUGUGCGCUAUGACCUUGUCCGACCUGUAUUAGAACACUGCUCAGCAGAUACUCUUCUCAGACUCGAGAACUCGACGCCAAAUCUCGAUUUAGAAACGGAUGAGCUGUGGAAAUAUCAAUGCAUGCGAGCUUAUCCCGCUUAUGCACAUCGCUAUAGCACUGGAGUGCUUGCAGCACCUCCCUCCUGGAAAGAACAUUUUUCUACUCUUCGUGAACAGGAAGCCAAACGUUUUGAAGAAAUAGGAUCGCGAAUACGUAAUGCGCGCAUGGAGGAACAAGAGCGUAAAAGGGAAAGAGAAAUAAAAUUCACCGAUAAUAUCCCACCUGCAAAGCGAGCUCGUGGCUGGAAUGUUGCACCGCCACGCAAGACACUUUUUCAGCAAACGAAGACAGAGGCUUCAAAGAUCCAGAAAUCUGUGUUUGGACCAGCCAUGAGGCCGCCGAUGAUCGCUGCCAAGUCAUAUUGUUGUAUCUCUCCCAUAACAAUCGCCAAGCCUCCACUAUCAUCGCCACCACCACCUUCUGGUAGUCGGGUUGUCGUCAGGCACGUCGUCCAACGCCGACCAUCUCAUCCCGACACAUCGUCCCUGUCGGCCUCUGGCUCUAGUGUAACUCAGAAGCUUGGAUCCAACGUUGUUACCGGUCAAACUCCAACAGUAUCUCCACCCAUAUUUACAUCGCCCCCCCCUCGUCCACCGAAAUCUAUAAGUACGACCAAGAAAGACGCAAUGUCAGCCCUCUUCAUGCCGAAACAUCGUGCACACUCCCAACUGCCGUCUCGCUUGGCAUCUUCCAAUACGCCUAGGAUUUAACUACGCAUUCUACGCCCUUCUACGGUAUUCUGGUAUCAGUAUCUUGUACUUCACUAUUGGGACACUGCUCUUUAUUGUAAACUGUACUUGUAACAGAUUGACCUCUGUCUAUCUCCGGCUAGCUACACCUCGCAAAUUUCUGAGUGAUUUUCACCGGUGUUCGUCUGAAGUAGUUUGCAUAGUUUACAUUGACUUUGAAUAUUGAGUGUGUUUAUCUUUC